AGAGCAGAUAAUCAUUGGAACUAUAUCUUUUUUUCUCCGCAGGCAAGCCAACACCCAAAAACAAAAAGGAGGGUCUCUCUUCGCGUUGCGGCCUCGUCUCUGCCAUCCCGGUCGGAUCCCCCUCCCUCCCUUUAGUUGUAUUGUUGGUAAUUGAUCUCGGACCUUCACGGCCGCUGUGGCGUGCGCCAGGCACCCAUGCCCAAUGACAACGCGUAUCAGUUCCGGGGCAACGACGAGGACGGCGAGUGGUGGGUGCGUCCCCGCCGCGCCUACAAGUCUUUCGGCCCUUUCCGAGUUGUGUCGACGCUGAUGGUGGCCGUUGCGAUCGGCCUCGUCGCCUUCGGUCUUGCCUGCGCUGUCAUGUUUGCGGCGGACGUCGCCGAGGAGCACCCGACGCGUGCCCGGUGGGCCUUGCGGGCGUUGAUUGUCUUCAACAUCGCGGUGCACACGUCCAUCCUAUUUAUUGACCGACUGAGCUGGUGGCGCUCGCUGCUGAGUCUGGCGGUGAACGCGCUGUACUUCCGCCUGCUCCGCGGCUUCCCAUUUGUGCCGAAUUUGGACAGUCCGCUGGUGGUUUGCACUGUGGGUGCGGUGCUGAUUGAGAGCGCCAUGUGGUAUUGGUACUCGAUGCAGCUGAUGUACUACACGUCUGUCUUGAACAUCAUCGGGUUUUUCCUGAUGCUGUGGCUGGUGCCGAUCGGACUGGUGGCGUCGUGUGUGCUAGAGGAGGAACGGCUGCCUGGCGCGGGGAGUGUGCACGGCGGCGGCGGUGGCGGGGUGCCGUCUGAUCUUUCCGGCGGGCGGAAGAAGCGCACCAUUCUGAAUCGUUUCGCGGACCUUGUCGGUAACUGGUAG
Messenger RNA from Leptomonas pyrrhocoris, 855 nucleotides. RefSeq lists its product as hypothetical. Lineage: Eukaryota; Euglenozoa; Kinetoplastea; Trypanosomatida; Trypanosomatidae. The record is from RefSeq and is a predicted model, not a curated record. The transcript has a single exon. Gene Ontology annotation, biological process: endoplasmic reticulum to Golgi vesicle-mediated transport. Gene Ontology annotation, molecular function: COPII receptor activity. Bases 196 to 855 code for a protein of 219 amino acids. Gene Ontology annotation, cellular component: endoplasmic reticulum membrane; COPII-coated ER to Golgi transport vesicle; Golgi membrane.